Messenger RNA from Trichoderma breve, 957 nucleotides. RefSeq lists its product as uncharacterized. Gene Ontology annotation, molecular function: acyltransferase activity. NCBI's taxonomy places the organism in Eukaryota, Fungi, Ascomycota, Sordariomycetes, Hypocreales, Hypocreaceae. The record is from RefSeq and is a predicted model, not a curated record. The transcript has 2 exons. The coding region runs from base 1 to 957 and encodes 318 amino acids.
AUGGAGAAGUACAGCCAGUUUCGCGACAGAGCAACCGGCAUCGCGCCCUUCCUCCCCGUCUCAUCCCCCAGCUCCGCCAUCUCGACGCUCACCCACGUCCUGCUCUUCCUUGUCCGCCUCCCCGUAUUCCUCACCUACGCUCUCGGCUACUUCAUCGUCUUCCACCCGCUGCCGCUCCCCGUCUUCGUCCGCAAAAUAGCGUUAUGGGGCCUCAUGGCCAUCCCAGGCAUCUGGUGGAUUGACCUCCAGCUUGACGGCGUCAAGCGCGGCACCUUGUCCGAGCAGCCCCGCGAAAGAGUCCCCCAUCCAGGAUCAAUCAUAGCCGCCAACUUCACCAGCCCCGUUGAUGCCAUCUAUCUGGCGGCUAUAUUCGACCCAGUCUUUACCAUUUCAUAUCCGGGCGAGCGCAAGGUCAGGAGGAUAGGAUUGCUGCAAGCUGUGAUGAAGGCGCUUGCGCCAGUCACCACGCAGCCCGCACCAAGUGCCCAGUUAGUAGACCUGAAAGACCUGGUGAAGCAGUAUCCAAACCGCGUCAUUGCCGUGUUCCCCGAAUGCGGCACCACCAACGGCAAGGCCAUCUUGCCCUUCAGCCCUAGUAUCCUUCAAACGCCCCCGGACGUGCACAUCUUCCCCGUCAGUAUUCGUUACACCCCCUCCGAGAUCACGACGCCCAUCCCCGGACAAUGGCUUCGUUUCCUGUGGACUCUACUUUCUCGACCGACGACGUGCAUCCGUGUGCGCAUCGCCGAGGGACAAACGAACAAGGCUGCCGCAAAGUCCGACAACAUUCCUAGCGAUUUGACUUAUAGAGGUGGAGCAGGCGCUGGCAUCAACAGCGAAGAACAGAAGCUGUUGGAUUGGAUAGGCGAGGCGCUGGCGAGGCUGAGCAGAGUCAAGAGAGUGGGCUUGACAAUGAAGGACAAGGCUGCAUUUGUUCGGGCGUGGACUGGAAAAUAG